Molecule: messenger RNA, 2383 nt
Organism: Austrofundulus limnaeus
Lineage: Eukaryota; Metazoa; Chordata; Actinopteri; Cyprinodontiformes; Rivulidae
Gene: mettl14
Product: methyltransferase 14, N6-adenosine-methyltransferase non-catalytic subunit
Exons: 11
Coding region: 126-1493 (455 amino acids)
Biological process (GO): mRNA modification
Cellular component (GO): RNA N6-methyladenosine methyltransferase complex; nucleus
Molecular function (GO): mRNA binding
Source: RefSeq, a predicted model, not a curated record
CGUACCCAUUCUGAUAUGUUUUAGCGGCUGUCUUGAUUUAGCCGAUGUUUUUGUUACAACCUGCUCUUAACACACGUGUAUGAAAGAACAAGUAUAAUUUAUAAGAAACUGUUACAGGGGGAGAAAUGAACAGUAGGCUUCAAGAAAUCCGCGAGAGGCAAAAGCUUAGGCGACAAUUACUAGCUCAGCAGUUGGGAGCUGAAAGCGCWGACAGUAUUGGGGCUGUCCUACACAGUAAGGAUGAACUUAAAGAGAUAGAAGAGACAAGAGAAACAUGCAGGGCUUCCUAUGACAGCUCAGUGCCCCCUCCCAAGAAGAAGCCACUAACAGAGGGAGAGGAUACAGAAGAAGAUGUAGAAGAACCAAAAGAUGAAGUGGAGGUGCAGCAGGAAGAUGAGAGCAACCCAUAUGAGGAGGUGUAUAAGGAUUCCAGCACUUUCCUUAAGGGUACCCAGAGUUUGAACCCUCACAAUGAUUACUGUCAACACUUCGUGGACACAGGGCACAGGCCUCAAAAUUUCAUCAGAGAUGUCGGCUUGGCUGAUAGAUUUGAAGAAUAUCCUAAACUGCGAGAGUUGAUCCGACUGAAAGAUGAACUCAUCUCCAGCACCAACGUCCCUCCUAUGUACCUCCAGGCUGAUCUAGAGCACUUUGACCUGCGGGAGUUGAAGAGCCAGUUUGAUGUGAUCCUAAUUGAGCCUCCCUUAGAGGAAUACUACAGAGAGUCCGGCAUCAGCCACACAGAACGUUUCUGGACGUGGGAUGAUAUCAUGAGACUGGAGAUAGAGGAGAUAUCAGAUUUACGCUCUUUCGUCUUUCUCUGGUGUGGCUCAGGUGAAGGCUUGGACUUGGGCAGAAUGUGCCUGAGGAAGUGGGGAUUCAGAAGGUGUGAGGAUAUCUGUUGGAUUAAAACCAACAAAAACAACCCAGGAAAAACAAAAGCAAUGGACCCCAAAGCAGUAUUCCAGAGGACUAAGGAACACUGCCUGAUGGGAAUCAAGGGAACAGUGCGCAGAAGCACUGAUGGGGACUUCAUCCACGCCAACGUGGACAUCGACUUGAUUAUUACUGAGGAGCCUGAGAUGGGAAACGUGGAGAAGCCUGUGGAGAUCUUCCACAUCAUCGAACACUUCUGCUUGGGCCGCAGGAGGCUGCACCUGUUCGGAAGAGACUCAACCAUCAGACCAGGCUGGGUGACCGUUGGUCCUACACUGACAAACACCAACUUUAAUCCAGAAACCUUCGCCUCAAAUUUCCCUUUACCCGAAUCCCAUUUAUCUGGCUGUACUGAGGAAAUCGAGAGGCUGCGGCCCAAGUCUCCUGUUAAAAUAAAGUCAGACCGUGGUGGUGGUGCCCCCAGAGGUGGACGUGGGGGGCCGAAUGCUGGAAGAGGUGGAGACAGAGGCAGAGAAAGAAACAGACCAAACUUCCGAGGAGACAGGGGAGGAUUUCGAGGCAGAGGUGGGCCACAUCGGGGAUUUCCACCUCGCUGAGAUUAAAAUAACAUCAAAAACAAUUUUUUUCCUCUUUUUUUUGUUUUUUUUAUACACAAUUGUUAUAUAGUAUAUAGCAGCAGCUAAAAAGAAAAACUGUGAUCAUUUUUUUAAAUCAUUUUUGCUUGAAUGAUUCGUAGAUGCACAAAUAUUGCAAGAAUAAAAUUUCUUUAGCCCAUUUGUUUGAUUUGUUUCUUAAACGCUUUAAUGCCUUGCUUAAGAAGCUAAUGUAAUGCCAUAAUCCUCCAACAUCCGGAGAACAGGUAGCUGGAAAGAACAAAAUACUUUCUAAGUAUUGCUGAUUCUGACUGAUCUUCUGAUCAAAAAGCAGCCAAUUAGUUUUUAAUAGCAUGGAAAUACUGUGUUGUCUUUGACAGGCUGGGGGAUUUUGUAUUCUCUUUUUAAUUGCUUGUAAUGGCUCAGUUUGGAAACAAAUUUUGCUGCCAACAUAUUUGACAUUUCUGCACAUGCCUUGCAUGCAUUUCAGCUUGUCGAGUACUGAAGCAGAUUGGUUGUUUGCUUUUAUUCACGUGCCGUCUUCAUUCCAGUAAUGUUCAGUUGAAGGAGUGGCCUCAGGAAUGUCGUGUUUCUAAUGAAAAAAUGUUUUUACUUUAUUAAUUGGUUAACACAUUUCCCAAUGAACUAACUAUGUACCAUUUGUAGCUAUUAUAUAUUUUCAUUAAAUGUAUUGGAAAUGACAUAGGCAUAGUUUGCCGUUUUAGGUUGAAUAAACAUUUCCCUUUUAGAAUUGAUCUGUUAUAAUUAAAAAGCUGUUGAACAGUAAGACCACAUUCAUUGAACACAUUAUUAAUUUUUUACAUGUGUAAAAUGCUGUAAAGUAAGAGUACUGUCCAAUUAAAUUUUGUAUUUUUUUCAUCCAUUAAAGCAAA